AUGAAUUCGGGUAUUCCACAUCAACUUGGUGCAAAUUCAGCAAGGAGAGGAGGCGCAAACGACAUUCUCCCAGCUUCUGCAACUCGUCCUACAACGGGUACUAAUAAGGGACAGUCUCCAACCCACUAUGCAACUACAUCAUUCUCUACUAAAGGCACUGGGUUAGCGGUAGGUGGAAUAUAUAAAGGGGUAUCAAAUCAAAAUAUCCCAGUGAACUCUAAUAACCGUGUAAUGAAAAGUAAUGUGAAUUCAAAUGCCACAUUUAUAAAUUCAGGUAAUAAUUCUGGUAGUUAUCAGAAUAUUUCUGUAAAUUCUCUAACAGCAUCCUCAAGAACAAGGAAUUAUAGUGAUAAUAAAAGAGAAGGACUAAAAACAAUAUUAACAUUUUUGAGUAAAAGAGGUUAUCAUGGGCAAAUUAAUCCAAAAUCUUUGAGUAGUCCAACAAGAACACUUUAUUUAGAAGUUUUGCAGUUUAUUAUUAAUCAAUAUGAUCCAAAGAUCAAACUGAGUAGACCAGAUGAAGAUAUACCAAGAUUUUUUAAGGAUGUUGGAUAUCCAUUUACAAUAAAUAAAACUACAAUAAUAGCACCUGGUGCACCUAAUACAUGGCCUCAACAUAUUGCAGCAAUGUCUUGGCUAUGUGAGCUACUAGAUUAUGAACAAGCUAUAUUUCCAUAUUUAAAUUUUAGUAAAGAAGGUGAACUAAAUUUUGUUCCGGACUUAACAGCUACGAGCACAUUGGCAAAUGCCUUUACUGGAACUACUGGUAGCAUGAAUGCAGAUCAUAUGUCAAUUGAUUCGGCAAAGCUAUUAUCUCAGACUUUAAAUAAAAGGCUUAGUGAAAGUUAUAAACUAUUUUUAGGUGGUCAAAGUGAUGGUGGAUUAUUAGCUGAAACAUUAGAAGCCUAUUGUCGUGAAAGAAAAGGUCAAGCCCAACAAGCAUUUGAUAGGAAAAAACAAGAUUUGGAGCAGAUGCAAAUGGAAAUGCAAAAAAUUCAGCAUGAAUUACAAGAAGGUGAUCUGUUAUUGCAAAAAAAUCAUACUUUAUCGCAAGAUAUACUAAAAAUGGAAUAUGCAGUGGGGCAGUGUUUAACAGCAAUUAGACAGGCAGAUAAUUCCUAUAGUGACAAAGAGAACAUUAUGCAAAUAAAACGAAAGGAGUUACGUGUUAUUGAAGAUGAAGUAGAAAAGUUACAAAAAAGAAUUGCUACACAAAGUAUUCAGAGGGAUGAUGUAUCGAGAGUAUACCAAGACAUGAAAGUAAAACGUCAAACAAUCCGUAAUCUAAGAAGUGAUCGUGAAAAAGCAGAAAAGGAAAAUUGGGCUUUAGAACUUCAAAUAGAGGAAUUAUCAACAAAGCUUUAUCAGUUAAGUAGAUUGUGGAAUAACAAAUAUCAAGAAAUUAUAAAUAUUACAUCAAAUGAAAUAAGAAAUUAUGAAAUUGGAUCUUUUAAUUCCUUGCAAAAUUUAUCUAUGUCAAUAUUAAGCUCUGAUGAGUUGAAUAAGGAGACAAGAAUAGAUGAUAUUAUUGGCCAAAGCUGGAGAAAUAUGAAACAUAGCUGUAAAAAGUGCAUAGUAGAGGUAGAAAUGUGGAGAAGGAAGCUGAAAACACAGGAAAUACAAUUUAAUGAGAUAAUAAAGAGUACAAAAGAUACAAUUAUACAAAAGAAACAAGCAUGUGAUGCACUUGAAAAAAAGAUAAGAAAUUUAGAUGGAGAUAUGACAGUUUGUGACAAACGUGAAAUGAGACAAUUAGAGCAAAUACAAGAAAAAGUCAAAAAGUACAAAACUGAAUUUGAGCAGAAAAAAGAUGAAGCCUUAAAGAGACUAGAGACUGCUAGAAGUAGAGUAGCAAAAUUGGAACAACAACUUAUUGUUACUGAGAAUCAUGCAAAAAAUGAGCUGCAACAAUGCAAACAAGUUAUAAAUUCUGAUGUUAGUCUACUACAUAAACUUAAGAGCAAUAUAUCACUAUAUAUGUCUCAACUUCUUAAUAAUGUAGUUGAGAUUAGCUAUAUGGAAGUAGAAAAGAAUGAAUUAAAGCUAACUGAAUUAAAGUAA
Molecule: messenger RNA, 2061 nt
Organism: Cryptosporidium muris RN66
Lineage: Eukaryota; Apicomplexa; Conoidasida; Eucoccidiorida; Cryptosporidiidae
Product: HEC/Ndc80p family protein
Exons: 1
Coding region: 1-2061 (686 amino acids)
Biological process (GO): attachment of mitotic spindle microtubules to kinetochore
Cellular component (GO): Ndc80 complex
Source: RefSeq, a predicted model, not a curated record